AUGCGGAUCCCAACGAGACGGGAGUUUAUGAAAUUGAAAGUUUAUGGUAUCACUCGUAUUCUACCUAUCAAGAUUCCUUUCUUCAAAGAAAUUCUACUCGAGUCCUUUUCGUGCGACCAUUGUGGCUGGAAAAAUAAUACCGUUAAAAGCGCCGGCCAAAUACAAGAGAAAGGAUCGAAAUACACUUUCAGGCUGGACAAAAUGGAGGAUUUUCAGAGACAGAUCGUUCGGAGUGACACGGGCAUCUUUCGAUUGGAGGAUAUCGAUCUUGAAAUGCCACCUGCGCCUGGACAGCUGACCAAUUUGGAGAGCAUCAUCUUGAAAAUCAAAACGGAUUUGGAAUACGACCAGCCGACUAGAAAAGGGACCAGCCUUGAACUUUACCAUGCCCUCGAAAUGAUCAUUCAGAAAUUGCAAACCAUGCUGGAUGGCAACGGGUUUCCCUUUACAGUUUCAGUGGAUGAUAUUUCCGGUAACUCCUUCAUCGAACCCUCGCCUGAAGACAAAGACUCCAAAUACACCAGAACCGACUACUUCCGUACCCACGAACAAAAUGCACAGCUGGGAUUGGGAGCGGAUGAUGACGCUGAAAACACCGAUGGUGGUGGAAUGGAGGGCGUCAGUAUUGUCGAUAAUGAAGUCUACGAACUCCAUGCUGAAUGCCCCGCCUGCUCGAAACCAUGUACCGUCAACAUGAAGAAGACCAACAUUCCUCAUUUCAAAGAGGUCAUCAUCAUCGCCACUGUGUGUGGGCACUGCGGUUACAGAACAAACGACGUUAAAACCGGCGGAGCAGUUCCGGAAAAAGGAAAACGAAUCACAUUGGAGAUCAAGACAAUAGAAGACAUGUCCCGUGAUAUUCUGAAGUCGGAGACUUGUGUCUUGAAAAGUCUCGACCUUGGCUUGGAAGUGCAACCUGGAACGCUUGGCGGCCGCUUCACUACCGUGGAGGGCCUGCUUACUCAGGUUCGCGACCAACUUCACGGGCAAAUUUUUGACGUCGGCAAUGAAGAUCUCGUGGGAGGUGAUUCAAUGUCAGAUGAGACCAGAUCAAGAUGGGACCAGUUUUUCGGCAAGUUGGACCGAGCGAUCAAAGCCGAAUUCCCAUACUCGAUUACACUAGAGGAUCCACUCGCCAAUUCAUUCGUGCAGAAGAAUGUGGACUCUGGUGAGGAUCCUCAAAUCAUGACGGAAGAAUAUGAGCGGACAGAGGAGGAGAUGGAAGAUCUCGGUCUAAAGGAUAUGAAGACCGAGGGAUAUGAAAAUGAAAACGGCGAUGGAAAGGUCCCAGCCACUCAAUGA
Molecule: messenger RNA, 1302 nt
Organism: Rhinocladiella mackenziei CBS 650.93
Lineage: Eukaryota; Fungi; Ascomycota; Eurotiomycetes; Chaetothyriales; Herpotrichiellaceae
Exons: 2
Coding region: 1-1302 (433 amino acids)
Cellular component (GO): cytoplasm; nucleus
Molecular function (GO): zinc ion binding
Source: RefSeq, a predicted model, not a curated record